Rhagoletis zephyria (snowberry fruit fly) is the source of this 2105-nucleotide messenger RNA. Its product is annotated as titin-like. NCBI's taxonomy places the organism in Eukaryota, Metazoa, Arthropoda, Insecta, Diptera, Tephritidae. Gene Ontology annotation, molecular function: protein binding. The record is from RefSeq and is a predicted model, not a curated record.
AGCUGAGAGUGAGACGGUGACGAUUACAAAGAAAUUCGACAAACCAUCACCACCGCGUGCUCCAACGGAAGUAUUCGGUAUGUCAGAUACGGCAUUUACACUCUCAUGGGAACCUUCGGAAAGCGAUGGUGGCUCAAAGAUUAUUGAAUAUAUUGUCGAAAUCAAAGAAUUCCAUGAAACCGUAUACCGAUUACUUGGUAGCACAAACGGCAAUGUUACAAAUAUACUGGUUAGUGAUGUAAUAAAGGAUCGGGCUUACCAAUUUAAAAUAUAUGCCAAGAAUGAAGUUGGCACUAGUGAGGCGCUUGAGACUGAAGACAAAAUAGUUGUAGGCAGAAAGAUAAUACGGGCUGGAGAAAAUUUAGCUCCUCCAUCACCACCGCAAAAUUUGCGCAUCCCUGAUGUGACGAAUCGUAGUGUGACUCUUGACUGGGAAGUUCCAGCAAGCAACGGAGGUUCAGAGAUAACUGGCUACUGUAUUGAAAAACGUUCGGCAACAUCAACCAAAUGGACAAAGGUAAUCACCUUAGAUGCACACUGUCGCCAAUACACAGUGGAUAACUUGAAGGAAAAAUGCGAGUACUGGUUUAGGGUAUCAGCUGAGAAUGCGGUUGGAUUAGGUGCACCAGCCGUAACCGAGAGUGUAUCCCUCAAAACACACGCAACCGUUCCUUCACCGCCCACUGCGCCAUUGGAGGCGCGAGUACUUGCCGCCAAUGCACACAUAUUCGAAUGGGGUAUACCCGAGUCAGAUGGUGGUGCGCCACUGCUCGGCUAUCACAUUGCAAUACGUGACAUGAAGAAAACGAUGUGGAUCGAAGUGGGCCGUGUACCGGCCGGUGUGCAAAGAUUCCAGAUACGCGACCUACAAGAGAAUCAUGAAUAUAUGAUACGCAUAUUUGCAAAGAACGAGAUCGGUCUUAGUGAACCACUCGAAUCUGAGGAGCCAUAUAAGGCUAUGACAGCAGGACACUUGAGUUUGCCCGACGAACCGCGUACGGAAAUGAGUAGUUGCAAUACAUCGUCCUGGUUGCGUGAUCACAAUAUGGACGCGGAUAUUCAUUCGUAUGCUCGUGGUAAACUGCUGCGUCGAGACGAAUACUUCUUCCGCAUUUGGGCGAAAUUGCCAAAAAGCAAAAAGAAGAAAUCAUCAAAAUAAUACUAGUUUGCUAUGUGUACAAUAGAUGUUAUGUUAGGCCGCAAAUAUUGUUGUAAAAAAUCACAAAGAAAAACAAAGCUAUGAGCGAAUAGCUUCGAAACUACUAAUUUUACUAAAAUACUUAUUGAUAAUUUUCAUAUUUAUACAACGUACGUUCAUUUAAAUAUUAAUUGCAUAGUUUUGGAAGCCCUUAUUUAUUUUAUUGUUUUUUUUUUUGUGUUAAUAAUACAUUCAACGAUUUAAUCUAAUUGUAAUGUGUUGAUUAUGCAACGCCGUUUAAAGUGCGUUGCCACAUAAUAACCAUAAACCAUUUCCUUCUUCAAAUUGGUUAUUUUUCACAUAUGUACAUAGGUUUAAAAAUGCGAGCGAAGAAAAUUUUUGUAACCAACGUCGUGUGAAAAAUAACAAUGAAGGAAUGAAAUAUGGAAAAAGAUAAAUAUUGAUUACAGAAGACAUGAAAUAAUCUCAUUAAUUAAAAUUUGAAAUAUUUUAAAAAUUAAAUCUCGAAUUUCAUAAUAUGUAUAAAAUUUAGUUUUGUUUAUUAUUUAUUAAAACUGUGAUAAAUGUCAAAGAAAACAUAAAAAAAUGUCGCAAAAUUUUUGAAAUUACUACGAAAAAAAAAACAAAUGAAUUGUAAAUACAAUAAAUAAUACUUGGUGCGAUUAAGCUAUUAUUUAUUGUAUAUUCCUCUUAGAAGUUAAGGUGAAAUUAAGCAUUUCCUUUUUGGGAGACUUUUAAAUGCAAAUAUAGGUGCGAGCAUUUUAAAGGAAAUCACUUAAUUUCUCCUUCACUUCAUGACUGUAAAAAUCUCAAAUUUACUUUUUUUAUACGAACAAAAAAUGAGUCUAUGCAUAUGCAUGCAUAGUUACUAUGCGCAUUGCGAUAUGCAAAUACAUUUAUACAUAUAUGAUUGUUCUGAAUGCAUAAAUAAAAAAAAUUAAAUUUA